This is a messenger RNA of Pelodiscus sinensis (Chinese soft-shelled turtle), 1251 nucleotides long. The record is from RefSeq and is a predicted model, not a curated record. NCBI's taxonomy places the organism in Eukaryota, Metazoa, Chordata, Testudines, Trionychidae.
AUGAGGGUGCAGCUCAUGAAGCAGCCCCUGAAAACUGCUCCUGUACUCACCCGGGCAGGGGGGCCGUCUGGCACAGCUAUUAAAAAUGGCAUCUUCAAGAUGGCACUGGAGCAGAAGCUGGCGGAGGCCUGGAGGAAAGAACAUGUUCUCCAACACCGGCUGGCCCAGCUAGAAGAGGAAAACCACAAGCUCCUGGCACAGCUGGCGGAGAGCCAGUCCCAGGAAGACAGCACUUUUCGGAAGGAGAGAGAAGUGAUGCUGCGGUUGAAAGAGGUGGUGGACAAGCAGAGGGAUGAGAUUCGUGCCCAGGCCCACGAGAUAGUCCGCAAGAACCAUGACACAGAGGCGCUGCAGGAGCAGUUAAAUCGUUUCAUGUCCAUGAAUGAGGAUCUGCGCCAUAAGCUGGCUGUGGUCCAGGCUCAGCUCAAGAGUGCUCUGGAAAAGAAAGAGGAUUUGGAGACCAUGGUGUUGGAAAAUCGGAGGGAAAUAGACAGACUGGCCAGAACUGCAUCUGCCGCAUCCCCUGGGCUCAGUAUGGAUGGCGCAGCAUCACCCGGGGAGGAGCUGCAACACCCAGACUGUGGGAGGAACUCUGCUCAGAGCUCCUUCUCUAAAGAAGAAUUGCAGCAGAUCCUGCAGGAGCGCAAUGAGCUCAAGACCAGUCUGUUCUUGGUGCAGGAGGAGCUGGCCUAUUACCAACGGGAGUUGCUAAAUGAGGAGCGAAUCCCAGGCCUCCUGUUGGAUGCCAUGAAAUCCACCAUCAAGAAACAGCGGAAAAAAAUCCGAGCCAAGAUGUUGGGGACUGUGGAGGAGCCAGCGAGCAGUGAUGAAGAUGAGACUUCAUGGCUCCCAGCACCUACUGUAGACUGUGUGGACUCUCAGCCUCGCGAAUCCAAAAUCAAGAGCUUUUUUGGUCUGUGGUAUCACGGCAGCAGCAAAGACCCCCCCAGGCCAGGCUGCUCUGGCGUGUGGGAAAUCAUUGACUCGCAGGAUGUGCAUUCUGAGCAGGAGGAAGAGAACAAACCCACACCGGGCUCCCCUGGCAGAGCGGUGCCUCGUCCCUGACCUCAGCUGAGCACGAUGCCAGCCAAUGGCCCAGCAGCAGCACAUGCCCCUCCAGGCCCCUCUCGGAGGCAAUGUGAUGGGAGGCUCAGUAGCCGCAGCUGCAUUAGGAAAAUUAGUCUCCCAUUGCAGCAGCUGGCCCUGGAGGUGCAACGGCACAAGCGGCCGUGAUAGCCUGAUGUGUGCAGG